Messenger RNA from Engraulis encrasicolus (European anchovy), 1275 nucleotides. RefSeq lists its product as uncharacterized. The transcript is spliced from 10 exons. Bases 60 to 1205 code for a protein of 381 amino acids. The record is from RefSeq and is a predicted model, not a curated record. Lineage: Eukaryota; Metazoa; Chordata; Actinopteri; Clupeiformes; Engraulidae.
UUGGUAUUAUCUUUCAUUCUGACUCCAGGGUCUUGGUGAUAACAUUCAUUGCAGUCAGCAUGAUGAGGGUCUCAGUUCUGGUUGUGUUUGUCAUCCUGCUCAAUGCGUUAGUGUGUGAUGUUUUCAGUUCUCCAGUUAAAGGACAUUUUGCUGCCAAAGGACAGGGACACCAACAACACGGUAACGUCAGUCCAACUAUUGUGCCAUCUGAGACCACAUCAGAACCUUCAGAUCAAGUGAGUGAAGGUGAUGUGGCUGCUACCACAGCACACACUCCCUCGAAUGAAGCCACAUCAGAGCCUGCAGAUCAAGUGAGUGAAGGUGAUGUGGCUGCUACCACAGCACACACUCCCUCAAAUGAAACCACAACAGAGCCUGCAGAUCAAGUGAGUGAGGGUGAUGUGGCUGCUACCACAGCACACGCUUCCUCGAAUGAAGUAACACCAGAGCCUACAGGUUUGCAGGAGAAUGCAGAUGAAAAUGACUCUGCUGGCCAAGGUGAAGGCGAUGAGGAUUCUGAUGGCCAGUCUUCUGAGGAAGGUGACGACAACGCUAGCCAAGGUGAUGAGGAUUCUCAGGAGGGUGAUGGAGAUGAGGAUUCUGAUGGCCAGUCUUCUGAGGAAGGUGACGACAACGCUAGCCAAGGUGAUGAGGAUUCUCAGGAAGGUGACAACGCUAGCCAUGUUGAUAGGGAUGAGGAUUCUGGGGAAGGUGAUGACAACGCUAGCCAAGGUGAUGAGCAUUCUCAGGAAGACCACGCUAGCCAUAUUGAUGGGGAUGAGGAUUCUGGGGAAGGUGACGACAACGGUAGCCAUGGUGAUGAGCAUUCUCAGGAAGAAGACCACGCUAGCCAUAUUGAUGGGGAUGAGGAUUCUGGGGAAGGUGACGACAACGGUAGCCAUGGUGAUGAGCAUUCUCAGGAAGAAGACCAUGCUAGCCAUAUUGAUGGGGAUGAGGAUUCUGGGGAAGGUGGCGACAACGCUAGCCAUGGUGAUGGAGAUGACCAGGCUGACAGCACUGAGGAUUCUGAUGGCCCAUCUUCUAUGGAAGGUCACGUCAGUACAACCAUCAUGCCACUUGAGGAGGAUGCACCAGAACCCACAGGUAGCGUAUGCAUCGUCUGUACAAUCAUGCCACCUAAGACCACACCAGAACCUACAGGUGACGUCCGUACAACCAUUAUGCAACUUGAGGAGGAACCUUAGAAAUUCAUUCCCGUUUGCUUUGGAGUUGCUCAAAAGUUCAUGCAUGAAACGAAUAAAAACAUUAAAUCCA